AUGGACAUGCCAAGAGUGUAUGAUGCCAACACACAUCCGGGGUGCUGCAGUGUGUAUGUGGCGAAUAUACCUGUAUCAGUUGAUAGUGGACGACUAAGGCGUUUGUUUUCAUCUGUGGGGAAUGUUUUACAUGUGAAGCUCCUGCUGGACAUCGCGACCGGCAUGUCACGGGGUGUUGCUUUCGUAAUGUUUGAGAAUGCUGAUGUUGCAAACAAGGCAUGCGAACUGUUGAACCGAGGUGUAUUGGAUGGAAACAUUCUGCAAGUGAGGCUUUCGGAGAAAAGCUCUUUGCACUCUUGUGUGGACUCUCACGUGAGGUCCAGUAUUGUUUACAUUCGUAAUGUCCCUUGCAAUGUUACUUUGGAGGCUGUGCAAUCCUUCUGUGCGUCUAACUUUGGACCAGUGGUAAAUGUUUCUUUACACCCUCAAUCGUAUUUGCUCAGAGGUCCAUCACCGUAUAACAUGGUGUUCGUACAUUUUUUGCACAUGUCCGAUGCAUGCAGAUGUGUUGAAGAUGUGGAUGGAAAGGCUCCCUUUCCAUUUCCUUUUCUGCCUCAUCCUUUUACUGUUGCAAAAAUGAUCAACGAUGUUAAUGUUGAAAAGCGAAAGUCGAUUAUCCUUUGUGCAAGGAGACCAACUCUUGGUGGUACACAGAUACGCGCUCCAAUCCAACCUCCCGUGAAGCAGGCACCACCCCCUUACAUUGACUCUACGGCUGUGAACCCAAUCAUUUGUGAUACUACCACCCAUUUAAUCAGGUCAAGUCCUGUUGUUUCUUUCAUCUUACCGUACCAAAACACAGAGAACUAUGUCGCGGUUGUACCAGCGCCAUUGAAUGCACCUGAUCCGCAUUUUGUACCCCAAGGACGCAUUUCUACCGCAUAUGAAACUGGACCUUUCUUCUUGAUACCAAGUCAGGCAUGUCAAGGGCUUACCUAG
Trypanosoma grayi is the source of this 939-nucleotide messenger RNA. Its product is annotated as RNA-binding protein. Gene Ontology annotation, cellular component: ribonucleoprotein complex; nucleus; cytosol. The record is from RefSeq and is a predicted model, not a curated record. The coding region runs from base 1 to 939 and encodes 312 amino acids. Gene Ontology annotation, molecular function: poly(U) RNA binding; mRNA 3'-UTR binding; poly(A) binding. NCBI's taxonomy places the organism in Eukaryota, Euglenozoa, Kinetoplastea, Trypanosomatida, Trypanosomatidae. The transcript has a single exon.